Molecule: messenger RNA, 1320 nt
Organism: Guillardia theta CCMP2712
Lineage: Eukaryota; Cryptophyceae; Pyrenomonadales; Geminigeraceae
Exons: 24
Coding region: 1-1320 (439 amino acids)
Source: RefSeq, a predicted model, not a curated record
AUGUCCGAUGAACUGAGAGGUUCCACCCCUCCCCCCCAGUCCCCUUCCGACAGCAACAACGGCACUCCUGGAGGGGCUGGCCCGACAACCUUCCGUCCCAUCACCGAAGCAGAGCGUGAGGCGACCUCUGUUCUCCUGCAACAGAGGGCAGCAUUGAAACUCGGUGAAAUGAAACGAAAAGAAACUAUCGACUAUCAAAAGACCGUUGAAGACAAGGUCGUGGCUGCUCUUCAAGGGAGGACGUCUGCAGCUCUGCAUGGCGCCAAGGACUUGCUCUCCUUUGUCAAAGGAAACGCCGACAUGGAGGACAUGGUUGCCAAGAAUUUCUCACGAUUUUCAUCCUUGUUUGGUCAAGAAACUGGCACUACUAAUGAUGCUCUGCUGGGAUAUAGCUCUGCAUGCAAAAGCAUGCAGAAAUUGCAUGCUGAUCUGCAGAAUGUGCUGGCCUCAGUCGAGGUGAAACGCGCUGAAGAAUCUCUCUCCAGUGUAGAUGAAACGUGCAAGAAAUUAAUGUCGCAAGCCAACACUAUGUCUUCAGAUUUGCAAGCUGCUCGUGACAAGGUUAACAAAGCUUUCGCCGCUCAAGAAAAGGCUUGGAACGAUUGCGAGGAUGCAGCUAAGACGGACAAGGCUGUUGUGAAUGUUGAUGCGGAUCCGUGGUUGGCCGGGCUUAGAUAUCAGACUGCAAGCAAAGCACUUGAGACCGUCGAGGCAGCACAUGCCUCUGACCUCAAUCGACUCGUCCAGGAACUGAGGUCUAUGGAUUCACAAAGGCUCUCUACUAUGAAGGAUGUGCUUCGUAGUUAUGCAGAGGCCCGGCGAGCUCUCCUGGCCAAGGCACUACAGAAUGCUGAAGAACUUUGCAAUAUGGUUGAGAAGAUCGAACCAAAUCAGGAUUGUGAUACCUUCUUGGCGUCUGCUGAGAUCAAGGAGGGAAGCAACACCUCUGCCGCAUCGCUUGGCGUGUGGAUUCCGGAUGAGGCUGUCAGACAGGCGAAGCAUUUUGUCUGCACGAAAGCAGGUUUCUUGCAUUAUUUCGACUCGAAGUUCGAUCAGAACCCCAAGGGCUCCAUCCCAUUGAGCCAUGCCAAGAUCUCCACGGUCGACGACGAUGCGUGUGCGUUCGCCAUUGAAACCGACGAUGCUCAGCAGACAGCAGAUAAUCAGAAUCGCAUGCAGGCAUUCUUCCGUGGCAAAGCAAAGUCAAAGUUUGUCUUCCGCAGUGCUCUCGGUUCCCUCGAUCGCGAUGCCUGGAUAGCUGUCCUCGUCAAAUGCUCCCGCGUGGAACAGGCUCCUCUUCAGACUACCUGCGUCCCUUAA